This is a messenger RNA of Pestalotiopsis fici W106-1, 2544 nucleotides long. RefSeq lists its product as uncharacterized. Bases 1 to 2544 code for a protein of 847 amino acids. The record is from RefSeq and is a predicted model, not a curated record. The transcript has a single exon. NCBI's taxonomy places the organism in Eukaryota, Fungi, Ascomycota, Sordariomycetes, Amphisphaeriales, Sporocadaceae.
AUGCCACAGUGGGAGCCAGUACCACUGACUGACAUCCCAGGAGGAGGGUCACAAUGGAUUGAGGAGCCCGGUACGGGACGAGUCGCGCGAGGCAGCAAUCGUUCAUGGCUACAAAAACUGGCCAUAUUUUCGAAGCAUCGCGCGAAGACAAGCAAGGAUCGGUUCAUAGACUACUGGAAGGGAUGGCGAACCGGAAUUGCAUUCUGCAUCACCGUUUCUUCAGCGGUGCUUGCUCUGAACCUGGUUCUGGCAACUAUAGCCCAGCUCAACAAGACGCGAAAUCUGGCCGGCAUCGUAGUCGAAGACGGCCUUUCGACUUUUCAUGAAGGAAGCUGCCAAACAACGAAAACGAUUUCACUUGUUACGCAUUUAAUUAUCAACAUUCUGUCGACUCUUUUAUUGGGAUGCUCAAAUUACUGCAUGCAAAUAUUGGCAUCGCCUACCAGAGACGAAAUUGAUGCUGCUCACAGCAAACGACAAUGGCUACGAAUCGGCGUGCCAAAUUUCCAGAACCUCGCACACGUCGAUUGGCGGAGGUCAGUACUCUGUGUUCUGCUCGCUGUCACCUCGCUUCCGUUGCAUUUGCUGUGGAAUUCGGCCAUUGUCCAAACUGUCAGUUCGAACGACUUUUAUGUCGGUGGUGUAACAUCCAACUUUGAUUCUGGCAUCAAUGCCACCGUGGAUGGUCCUCUUUUUAUCGAGGGGUGGUAUACGGGAGAUCACCAGAACUUUAGCGAUGUCUGGCUCAAGGCCAUGAGCGGCCCAAAUGUCACUCGUCUUACGGCUUCUGAUUGCAUCACGGAAUAUGGUACGCCGAUGCUUCAAAAAUACAGCAAUGUCGCCCUUGUGUUCAACCUUGAGAACAAAACAAACACCUUGCUCUUUGCAGGGAUUCACACUACUGGUGCAGAUGAACAUGGCGAUAAUGGAACGAUCGGUGUUGGAGACACCUGGGUCUGUGGCUUUCCAUCUCCCUUUUCGACCGUGUGUGAGAUUUCAAGCCUCGCUGAAAACAACGGCUCAUACUGGACUCCAUUGUCCGCCGCCUCGGGCUGGAGGACCUUGGAAUCAAACCAGUACCUAGCAGAUAUCGCCAGUUCCAAUACCUCUGUCACGGGAUGUCUCGCAGAGACCGUCGACAGGCCAUGCCGUAUCGGAACCACACCCGCCAUACUUUAUGUGGUUGCUGCCGCCAAUGCCAUCAAGGUAUUCUGCUUCUUAUGCACAUGGGUUCUAACGUCUCACCAGCCACGGCGCGCAGGUGAGGAGCGCAUCGUCACAAAUGGAGAUUUGAUCGCAAGUUAUCUGCGCCAACCCGAUACUCGAUUCGCCGGGCGGUGUCUUGCAUCAGCUCGCCUCGUCCGGAAAGGCGGUAGGCAACAAGGCCACGACAUGACCGAGGCAGGCUUCUGGGAUUUCGGAACAGAAAUGCCUCUUCAGUGGCUUGGCGGACAAAGCCAACGGCAAAACAAAACAGUCGGAGAGUCCUCACCGUCACGAUUGCCGUCAUUGCCAUUCUUCAGGCGAAAACAGUCACAUCGGGGAAAGAGGGCGGUGGAGAAAGCACCACGCUGGCACACUGGCCCAUCUGGGGUGACAUGGUUGACAUACAUGCUACCGUCCGGCUUGUCCAUCAUUGCUCUCAUUGCCCUAUUCUUUGCUUUUGGCUUAGAUGGCUAUCUCUUCCUCGACUUUGGCCAGGCCUCCACCCAGGCCACAAUCUCGGUGGGUAAAGGAUCCGGACCGGGCGAGAGCUUGGGUGUCGUCAGGAGCACUCUAAUCGCCAACGUGCCACAAGUUGCCGUAACAUAUGUCUAUGUUGCGUGCAACUCGGUGCUGACGUCGAUGCUUGCUCAUCAUGAAAUUAGCUCCUACGCCGUACGUGAUCGCGGCCUCCGAGUCAGUUUCCCGAGACGACACACGGCACAACGUGGAACGUAUUUCUUGCAGUUGCCUUGGAAAUUUGCUAUUCCUCUCAUGACCAUAAGCACAGUUUUACACUGGUGUCUGUCGCAAAGCCUGUUUGUCCUUCGCGUCUCGGUCUAUAAACCAGACGGUCUCGAGGAUCUGGAUAAUCUGAUUUCAACUGUUGGAUACUCUUCUGGCCCAAUUUUGGCAUCGCUGGGUAUCUUGGCACUCUUUCUCUUGGGCGUCUGUGCGCUGGGUUGGUUCAAGAGGUAUGAAGGAGCAAAUUAUAUGCCAUUGGUUGCAAAUUGCAGCGCCUCCUUGGCUGCCGCAACCUGCCCUCCCCUACGUCAAGCUGGAUCGCCAGAUAUUGAGACUAGUCAUGAGAGACAGGCAGGAAAAUCAAAUGACCCGGGCUUAUAUUCAAAUAUGAGGUACAACGUCGAAACUGCCUACGACUCUCAGUUCUCAAUUGGGCAUGACUCGAAUUCAAGGGCCGAACGAUGCCUGGCGGAAGAAAAAUUGUUUUGGGGUGAAUUUUCUGUUCAUGAUGGCAAGGCUACGGAUGACGAGGUAUCGCAUGCUGGCUUUAGUGCAGGAGAAGUCGGCCGGAUCCAGAUUGGCCAUCUAUAUGCCUGA